Messenger RNA from Brassica oleracea var. oleracea, 493 nucleotides. RefSeq lists its product as uncharacterized. Lineage: Eukaryota; Viridiplantae; Streptophyta; Magnoliopsida; Brassicales; Brassicaceae. The record is from RefSeq and is a predicted model, not a curated record. The coding region runs from base 129 to 374 and encodes 81 amino acids. The transcript has a single exon.
CGAUUAUUAAUUACCAAUACACCCUGGCUUUGGGCUUGUAUAAAACUCAUUUGUUCGUCUGCGAAGACUUUAUAACAACAAACCAUAAGCAACACAUAAUAUACCUACUUCCUCUCUCUCGCUCUGUUAUGUUCGAUUUCGAAAGGAUUUCAAGAUCAAAGAUGAUGAGAAAAGGUACCUUUUCGAUAUUUAAGACAAGGAAAGAAAGGACGAGGUUGAAAUUUUUGGGACUUGGAGGGCUAAAGUGGAAGAGACUGAAUCUGAAGAUGUCGUUUUUCGAAACUUUGAGAUACAGAAUCAUGUCUAUCAUUGAAGGAAUGGUUUUGGUUUCUAAGCUUGCUUUCUUCUUUCUCUGUUGCGGUUGCAGAUUUUAACACGUUAUUUUUUUUUUUCGUUUUUUUGAACGUCAACAAUGUCUUUUUUGUAUUCUUUAGUUCAUAUGUAAAAUUCUAAAUUCUUCCAAUACAAUACCCAACAAAUUAUUCGUAUCUGA